Messenger RNA from Miscanthus lutarioriparius, 1986 nucleotides. NCBI's taxonomy places the organism in Eukaryota, Viridiplantae, Streptophyta, Magnoliopsida, Poales, Poaceae. The record is from the annotation of a GenBank genome assembly.
AUGGCCACACUUAUUGGAACAAAGUCCGAUACUCUGGAGGAAAUGCCGGAUCUUGAUUCUUUGCUGGAGUACAAUGAAAUUGUUAGGAAGAAAUUUGGUAGUGAAACAGAAGGAUAUCUGUUUUAUAACAAAUACGCAAAGGGGAAAGAAUUUAGUGUUAGGAAAAGCUAUUGUGAGUGGGGCAACGGCCACAAUGAGAGGACCCUUCGGAAGUUUGUUUGCAGUUGUGAAGGUUUCCGCGAAGAGAAGGAGCUGAAGAGGGAGAUUAAGAAGCGAAAGCCACAGAAUAUUACUCGUGUUGGAUGCCCUGCUAAAUUUGUGAUUGCAUGGGAACAGAACACUAGGCAGUGGUAUGUGAAGGAUUUCAUCUAUGAACACAACCAUCCAAUGGCGGAACGAGACCUUGCUUGUCUUCUGCAUUCACAUAGAAGAAUCAGCGAUGAGCAAAAAACUGAUAUUGUGGCGAUGCAGAUUUCUGGGAUCCGCAAACACCAGAUAAUGGAUAUUAUGGAAAUGCAGUACGGUGGGUAUGAUAAAGUUGGAUUCACAACAAGGGACUUGUAUAAUUUCUGCCAUCGCAAUAAGGUGGAGACAGUUGCUGCUGGUGAUGCUCAAACAGUCAUUAGUUACCUGACAGAGUGCAGACGUAAGGAUCCUGAUUUCUUCUUCGACUACAAGACUGAUGGAAAAGGGCACCUCAAGGGACUGCUCUGGUAUUUCCUUUAUGAUUGUUGCUCCAUAGUAGAGAUUGAGAGGAAAUGGCUAGAAUUCUUGGAUAAGCAUAACGUUACAGAUAAGGAGUCGUGGCUGUAUCAGAUGUAUGAGAGGAGGAAAAUCUGGUGUGCUGCGUACCAUGCUGAUAAGUGCUAUUUAGGACUAAGGAGCAACCAGCGGAGUGAGAGCCUGAACUCUAGGCUUCAGCUGCGCGGUAAUGAAGCGAAUCUGGACUUUGAAGCAUCGAAUUCUUUACCAUGCUUAGAACCAAAUGCUUCAAUUAUUGAGAAAGAGGCUGCGAAAUCAUUCACACCAAGAAUUUUUGCCAAGGUGCAGUUCAGCAUAAAAGCAGCCAAAAAGUGUUUUGCGAGAGAGAUUCUAGAUGACUAUGAUGUGAUUAAGUAUAUUGUUGGCAGGGAGAAUAAAGGAGAUAGAGAAUACCAUGUUGAAUGUGAGAUAUGUGUUGAUGAAGGCAAUCUGAAGAGAAUUUCUUGUUCUUGUCUUAAGUUGCAGUCCCUUGGAACCCCCUGCUCACACAUCUUCUUUGUAUUGGGAUAUCGCAAAGAACGCGAGCUUCCAAGCUGCUGUGUUUUGAAAAGGUGGACAAGGAGGGCCAAGAGUGCAUUUCCUCCUAUAAGGAAGAGCACCAUGUAUGACUAUUUCGAUAGUCUACAGAGGUACCAUGAGCUAUGCAAUAUCAGUCACACUGCAUCCUUUUUAGCAUCUCGUUCACCUGAAGCAUAUGAGCGACUGAAACGUGUUCUACAUGAGGAAGCUGCUAUGAUCCUGCCAAACGGAGGAGAGAACGAAGACAAGAGGUAUGGUCCGGUGCUGCCGCAAUGCAUGGAUGUUGAUUCUGCAGAGUCCAGAAAUGUCUUGGAUCCCAUGCAUGUUCCUGGCAGAGGGGCCCCGAAGAAAAAGUUGAAGUCAGUUUCAAAUAAGAAGAGAUCUAAGGUGAAAUGUACCCUGUGUAAGGGUGAGGGUCACAAUCGACGAACAUGCUCCAUGAGAGAAGAGGCAUACACCGAGAUGAUAGCAGAAAGAAGAAGAAAGGUAGCCAGUGGUGCUGAAGAUACCUACGGGAUGGAGAAACUCCUUGACUGUCUUUUUCCCUACCUUAUUAACUUUGCUAGUAAAUGCAUGGUUUUGACAAUUACCGCACAGCAGGAGGAGAACGGUGCUGGCAGGACACCACAUCGCGAAGAGGCCAUGUGGGCAGUGGACAGAGGCAGUGUGAUUUUGCUUAGUAGGGUACAUGGAUCUAUUCAUUAA